UCCAGUGUGCAUUCCAACUUUCUUAGUCCAGGGAGCAAUACAAUGCAGACCAUUCUAUCAUCAUUGGUGAUUGCCUUCGUUGCUGGCGUAGCUGUUGACUCUGCCGCAAUCGAUCAGGAGAGUAAAGCAGUUGGCAAACGCGAUCUAUGGCAGUAUACUGGAUUAAUGGGUGGAUAUUACGGUGGUCCAGGAAUCCAGGAGAGGUCCUUUUCUGGAGCCUGGAGCUCAGGUCACGAUGCUGAACAACAUCAACCACAACAACACCACUAUCAACUUUCACAGGAUCACUUCCAACACAUGCAGCAAUUACUGGCAGCGCCAGCAGUUCACGAAUGGCACAGCGAGGGAGGCUACGGAGGGGAUCAGGGUCAUCAAGAGGCAUGGAAGCCAGCUUCCUUUGGAACAGCCCGAUCUCUGCAUGGAAUCAGCACUCACAGUGUUGAAUCCAACGAGAAAGGACAUUCGAAGAAAGAUGACGAGAGCUACGAAGUAGUUCAGGAGGGUGGUCAUGAAGGAGGUAAUCAAGAAGGUCGCGAUGGAGGACACGAUGGAGGCCACGAAACUCACAUUGAAGAACACGAGCACGCGCACCAUCAUCAUCAUCAUAAUCACGUCAAGGUUAUUGAGAUUCCUAAGCCAUACCCGGUACAUGUGGAAAAGCCCUAUCCAGUGUAUGUUGAGAAGCCAUUUAUUGUGGAAAAGCACGUGCCGAUCAAGCUGUAUAUCACCAAAAAAUAUCACGACCAUAAACACUGA
This is a messenger RNA of Uranotaenia lowii, 756 nucleotides long. Its product is annotated as histidine-rich glycoprotein-like. Bases 43 to 756 code for a protein of 237 amino acids. The record is from RefSeq and is a predicted model, not a curated record. Lineage: Eukaryota; Metazoa; Arthropoda; Insecta; Diptera; Culicidae. The transcript is spliced from 2 exons.